Messenger RNA from Temnothorax curvispinosus, 2738 nucleotides. It is a transcript of the gene ZnT77C, whose product is annotated as zinc transporter 1. The coding region runs from base 885 to 2465 and encodes 526 amino acids. The record is from RefSeq and is a predicted model, not a curated record. The transcript has 10 exons. Gene Ontology annotation, biological process: intracellular zinc ion homeostasis; zinc ion transmembrane transport; detoxification of zinc ion. Gene Ontology annotation, molecular function: zinc ion transmembrane transporter activity. Lineage: Eukaryota; Metazoa; Arthropoda; Insecta; Hymenoptera; Formicidae. Gene Ontology annotation, cellular component: membrane.
AAUCGUCUCCCGAUGAUUUUGUCGCGCUUUUACGUUUACAAUAGAUUUCACAUUGAUCGUCCGAAAUAACAUCGAUUGUGGGAGCGGGAAUUUCGUUGUUCAAAGCCUAUUACUGCGCCCGGAUGUUCGCAACUAACGCUUUGACGGUUCCCCUCUCAGAUCUAACACAUCAGAGACUUGCGACAAGUACACGUUUGACAGGCUACGAAUUGCACUCGUUCAUGUCGCUGUGCGUGCCUGUGUCGUCACGACUAUGCGCACUCGCUAUACUGCACACUCAAUUUAGAUCAGUCUCAAAACAGGCCGCCCGCGCCGGUACGUUCCUCAUUUUUCGUUCUCGCAGUCGGAUACGAAUUUUCUAACUGAAUGUUAUAAAUUAAAAACGCUGAAUCUGCAAUUAAGAAUUAGUAUAUUAGCGUUUUACAAUGCAAUAUGCCUUUUUACAAAGUUAUGUUAGUUGCAUGUAGACAAUAUCGCAGUCUUAAACACCAAUUCCUGUAUGUAAAAGGAUGUAAAAGGAUCCUCAGUCAAACGUAGUUAUAUUUCAAUGACGACGAAAUUGAUCGUUUGACUUUGUUUUUAUACGAAAAACGAUCCAUCCGCAGUGUCUCUUGUCACCGAAAUCUCCCGAUUCGCGUUUGCUGCACGCCGCGAUGUCGGCGCCGCGCGGAAACGAUCUUGCGUCGUCUUCUUCAUCACGUUAACGUCCGACGUGGGCGAGAGUCCUCUCGUCAAAAGUCUUCUCGGACGAGGUAGAGUAACUGCAGACGCCGCGAGAUCGAAUAGCGAACUUUUUAAAGGCAACACGAAACGAUUCAUUGGCUUAACAAACGUCUCCCGAUAAGCGACCGCGGUCAAACAACAGCAUUAUAGUGCAGGGUCAUAUGGCUGUGAAAGAGUGGUUCAGGAGACUACAGCCGGUGCAACUGUACCUGGUGCUGUUCUUCACUACGGCUUUCUUCUUGGUCGAGAUCGUCGCCAGUCACAUAACACACUCGCUGACUCUGCUCCUCAACGCUUACCACAUGCUCUGCAACAUUGUGGCACUUGUCGGCUGCAUCGCUUCGAUCAAGACUUCGAUCAAGUAUAGCUAUCGGGAAAGAUACAACAGUACGUGCAGUUCACUAGGAAAUUCGACCAUCUGCAUUAACGGCGAAGAACAGGAUUCUAUCACGUCCUUAUCAACAAAGACGAAGGAAUCAUGGUCAGACAGAAGAAUGAAAAACACAUUUGGAUGGGCCCGAAUCGACAUCGUUACGAUGCUCGUCUGCUGCGUCUUUCUCGCCUCUUUUUGUUUCUCUUUGCUGAUGGAAGCACUGCAGACAUUGGUGCACAUCGAUCACCUGGAUGAAAUGCACCACCCAUUGCCAGUGUUGUGCAUCGGCGUUUCAGGAAUACUUUUGAAUGCCUUUUGCUAUAUCCUCAUUGGAGGAUUCACGUUCAAUCAGGGCAUUUUCUUGCACGUCACGAAGAGUGGCGACGUAAUAUUAUGCAGAAAUGUGAGUUCGCAAGAAACGAAGGAUGGUGAGCAACAACUGUCUGCGCAGACAAGACGAAGUCCAUUGGCGAUACCAAAAAGCGAAGGUUUAAGAGAAAUGUGUCGAGACGUUCUCGGGUGCGUUUUCGUCAUAUUAGUGUCAAUUUUAGUCUACUUCACCGAUUCCGAUGUGGCCAAAUACAUUGACCCGGUCUUCGCUAUUAUUUCGUCAAUUUCUCUAUUCGUCCUUUGCUAUCCGUACAUGAAAGAAUCAGGCCUGAUAUUGUUGCAAACAAUUCCGAAUCACAUCAAUAUUGAUUGUCUCAAAAGAGAACUGUUGGAAGCUUUUCCGGGUAUCGUAAGCGUCCAUGAUUUACACGUAUGGCAGUUGGCAAAACAUCAAGCUAUCUGCACGGUCCAUAUUGUUUUUCUGAAUCCAACGGUUUAUGCUAGUAUCACGGAUCAAGUUACUGCCUUUUUCAUCGAAAUGGGCAUCACGCAGGUCACUAUACAGCCAGAGUUCCACAAGUUUCACAAGCAGAUGAAGCCGAAUACGGAGAAGACUGAUUGCUUAAUUCGUUGCCACGGGGAACACUGCAGUUCUUCCCAAUGUUGCUCGCGAGAAAACUUCUUGGAUGAUGCGUGCAAGCCAACGAAAGAUGCGCACACCAUCAGCAGGAAAUACGAUAAAAAGGAGAUAAUACCAGCAGCUGCGUGUGCGAUUAGCUUGGAAAAAUUUACCGUUUACGAGGAGAAAACUCUAGAGCGGAAUGUAAACGAUCCAAGAACAAAAGAAUCUGCGCAUAAUCCGACGAACGAAAGUGCUACAUGUCACUCCAACGAUAAAGAAAUACAAAGCAUUUUAAAUGUUAAUCCUGAAGCUAGUUCCCGUGCGUCAAGUCUAACCGAUCAGACAUCUACAAGUGUCACGACCGAUCGAAUACCCGCACGUGCCGAUAGCAAUCUGGACCACAGUGUCGUAUCUUAAGUUUCUUACUUAUACCGUUCAGAGAUAGAUGUUAGUUUUAUUUAAUACUUUUACCUGGAACUGGAACUUGCUUGUGAAAAAGACUAUAUGUGAUAUUCACAUUUAAAAAACGCGAUUUUUUAUGCCACUUGAAAUAUCAAAGAUAAAUAGGGAAGAAAAAUCGUGUCUACAAUUAAUCUUAAAAGAAUCUAUAAUUCACAAAGGAAGCAGCAUAAUAUUAACGAGCAAAUCGACUAUACACAAAAAAAAACAUCUUUUAAACGAGAAAACAAA